UCUUCCAACAAUAUUCUUAUUCAAGCAGGCACCGCAAAGAUUGCUGAUUUUGGUUUGUCUAGCGUUUUGGCUCAAAUGUCUCAAUCUCAUGGUUACGGCAACUCAGCAUACAAGGAUCCAGCCUCUUUUGAUAGUACGAAACGCGGAAAGGAAUCCGAUAUUUUCAGUCUUGGAGUGAUACUUUGGGAGAUUUCAAGUGGAAAAAUCCCUUGUGAAGGACGUGCUAAAGAAUCCGCGAUCAUUCUUUGUAGACUCAAGGGCUUUCGUGAUGCCCCGUUCCCUGGAACACCCAACGAAUAUAUCAAAUUAAAUUAG
Messenger RNA from Paraglomus occultum, 315 nucleotides. Lineage: Eukaryota; Fungi; Glomeromycota; Glomeromycetes; Paraglomerales; Paraglomeraceae. The record is from the annotation of a GenBank genome assembly.